AUGGACGAAAAUAAAAACCGGUCAGAAACUAGUGCAAAUGGCACAGGAAAAGAUUCUGAAAAAGACAUUAACCUGGGUGCAUUGACGCAAGUCCACAGUGAGAAAGAGGCCAAGCAAACUAAAGAGCAGGAGACUUUAGUUCCUAACGAUAAUAUCAAUGAACAAACAGAAAAAGCGAUCGUAAAUGUGACGGCACGAAAUUCUGAAAAAGGCGUUGAUGAAGUUGCAUCGAAUCAAGGCCGUAAUGAGGAAUACAGGAAGCAAAAUGGGGCACAGGAAAAUUCAAUUUCUGACGAAAAUAUCUUUGAACCAAAAGAGAGUAAUAACAUACAAUCAAGUCCUUCAGAUCGCUGCACAGAUACACCUGAAACAGAUAGCAUUGGAAAUGAGGAAAUACCAAGAAAAGUUCAUUGCAACAAAACGUUGAGGGGUGAAGAGAAAUGUCAAUCAGAAUCAAUCGCCGAUAUAAGAACAGAUUCGGGAAAAGAUAUUCUUCCGUUUGCAUCGAGCCAAGACCAUACUGAGAAAGACAUCAAGCAAAAUGAUGGACAGACGAAUUCCGUUCAUAACAAUAUUAUCUUUGAACAAAGAGAAAAUAAUAAUGGGGAAUCAAGUUCUUCAGACCUUAACACAGACGAAGCUGAGAGGAAAAUUGCAGGAAAGGAGGAAACCCUAGUAAAAGCAAAUGGCAACCUACAAGGGAUGGACGAAAAUAAAAACCGGUCAGAAACUAUUGCAAAUGGGACAGGAGAAUAUUUUGAAAAAGAUAUUAACGUGGGUGCAUCGAGUCCAGACCACAGUGAUAAAGAUAUCAAGAUAUCUGAGGAGCAGGAGAAUUUUGUUCCUGACUAUAAUAUCAAUGAACAAAGAGAAAGUAAUAACAUGGAAUCAAGGGCUUCACAUCCUAGCAGAAACGAAGGUGAAACACAUGUUUCAGGGAAAGAGGAAACAUUAAGAAAAACGCAUAAUAACGUACGAGGCAUGGUUGAACAGGAAUGCUCAUCAGAAGCUAUAGUAAAUGUGACAGGACGCGAUUCUGAAAAAAAGGUUGAAGAAUGUGCAUCGAAUCGAGGCCAUAAUGAGAAAGACAAAACAAGCGAAAUGGGGCACAGGAGAAUUCAAUUUGUGACGAAAACAUGA
Messenger RNA from Stegodyphus dumicola, 1140 nucleotides. Its product is annotated as myb-like protein D. The record is from RefSeq and is a predicted model, not a curated record. Lineage: Eukaryota; Metazoa; Arthropoda; Arachnida; Araneae; Eresidae.